CUUUUUCUUUCUUUCUUACACAACUCUAGACUUAAUAAUGACUCGUGGUAACCAAAGAGAACAAGCUCGUUUAAAGAACUUGAAAAAGAAGGAAAAAGAAAAUAAGGGCAAAACCAAUUUGAAUGGUCAGACUAUCACUCAAAAGAAAGAGAAUGAUGCUGCUAUCAUGCGUGCCAAGCAAGAAGCAGCUCUAGCAAAGAAGCAAGCUGACGCAGUAAAGAAAUAACUCACCCCCUCUUGUAAAAAUCUACAUACAUAUAUAUCUCUAUAAUACAUUAAACAUACAGUCAUUUAAAAAAAAAGAAAAAAAAAAGCGUUUUUGGAAUUGAAUGUCCUGCAAAAAGAGUUUGUGU
Molecule: messenger RNA, 353 nt
Organism: Gilbertella persicaria
Lineage: Eukaryota; Fungi; Mucoromycota; Mucoromycetes; Mucorales; Choanephoraceae
Exons: 3
Coding region: 38-226 (62 amino acids)
Source: RefSeq, a predicted model, not a curated record